AUGAUCUCUCAGUUAUUUCUCGGUCUUUUGUCUAUCGCCCAUUCAUCCGCGGCAUCUCCCCGACGAGGAAUCUCUCGGCGAGGAACAGUCGGUUCUGAUGACAUAGUCGGCUUUGCGCAGACUGUCCCGUCGGGCACAACCGGUGACGUCUAUCUGGCCUACCAGCCAGAUCUGUAUGUUGUCAAUGGAUGCGUGCCAUUCCCGGCUGUUGAUGCAGAUGGAAAUACCAAUGCUGGACUGGAUAUAACUGGUGCUUCGGACGGGGACUGCAGUAGCAGUACUGGCCAAAUUUACGUGCGAGGACAGACCUCUGGCGAUUACUACGCGUUGCUCUACUCUUGGUACAUGCCGAAAGAUGAGCCCUCAUCAGGCCUCGGUCAUAGACAUGAUUGGGAGGGGGUGAUUGUUUGGCUGUCUAGUUCUACAAGUACAAACGCGGACAAUAUUGUUGCUGUCUGCCCCAGUGCCCACGGUGGUUGGGAUUGCUCGACGGAUGGCUACACUCUUGAUGGAACUGCACCGUUGAUUAGAUAUUACAGCAUCUGGCCCGUGGAUCAUCAGUGUGGGCUUACCACCACAGUUGGUGGCACGCAACCCCUAAUCGCAUGGGAAUCCUUGCCAGCUGUUGCACAAAGCGCGUUGGAUACUACUGAUUUUGGCGACGCAAAUGUUCCAUUCAAUGAUGGAAAUAUGGACUCAAACCUGGCAAAGGCUACGUUUUAG
Molecule: messenger RNA, 723 nt
Organism: Penicillium waksmanii
Lineage: Eukaryota; Fungi; Ascomycota; Eurotiomycetes; Eurotiales; Aspergillaceae
Product: NPP1 family protein
Exons: 2
Coding region: 1-723 (240 amino acids)
Source: RefSeq, a predicted model, not a curated record